AUGCUCCUUCACCUAGGUCAAAAACCAACCAUGUUCAUCUCUUCAGCUGAUGCAGCUGAAGAGGCUCUCACAAAACACGACUCGUAUUUCGUUGAUAGGCCUAAAUCAACGUUCAUUGGAAGGCUUACCUACAAUUUUAAGGAUAUGACGUUUUCACCCUAUGGAGAAUAUUGGAGGCAAGCAAGGUUCAUCGCUGUUUCUCAUCUCCUAAGUAAGAAGAAAGUUCAAUCAUUCAGAAGUGUACGCGAAGAAGAGAUCGCGAGAAUGAUGAAAAACUUGAGGGAAUCAUGUGUAUCGGGUGCAAUUGUGUGUUUAAGUGAGGCUUUCGCAACACUUACUAAUGACAUAAUUUCUUUAGUAGCCAUAGGGAAGAGGGUUGCAAUAGAGAUUGAUGAAUAUUUAGAUAGUAUCUUUGAAAAAGCUUUGAAAAGCCAAGAAAUGAUCAACCUCAGCAUUGGUAACAAAUUGCAUCGAAACCUCUUGGAUAUAUUGCUUGGACUCCAGCGAGAAAAGACCACUGAUAUUGAUCUUGAUCUUGAUCUUGAUUCAAUUAAAGCUAUCAUUUUGUCGGUAGGGAUCCGCGAUUUUGGGAAGAAGAGGAAGAAUUUCGGCCCGUUCUUGAAUAGCACUGUUGACUUGAAAAAAGGGCAAUUCGUUGACUUUAACAACGAGCAAUUUGCAUUCUCGCCGUUUGGUUAUGGAAGGAGAACUUGUCCUGGUUCUGGAUUUGCUCUGGUAAUAGCUGAACUCACAAUUGCGAAUUUGAUUCGUAAUUUUGAUUUCGCAUUGCCUAAUGGAGGAAAACCAGAAGAAUUAGACAUGACUGAAGUUUUUGGUAUGAUGAUGCCUCGGAAAAUCCCUCUACUUGUUAAUGUUAGUCUACCGAAUUGA
Molecule: messenger RNA, 891 nt
Organism: Oldenlandia corymbosa var. corymbosa
Lineage: Eukaryota; Viridiplantae; Streptophyta; Magnoliopsida; Gentianales; Rubiaceae
Source: the annotation of a GenBank genome assembly